This is a messenger RNA of Thalassophryne amazonica, 1043 nucleotides long. RefSeq lists its product as uncharacterized. NCBI's taxonomy places the organism in Eukaryota, Metazoa, Chordata, Actinopteri, Batrachoidiformes, Batrachoididae. The coding region runs from base 183 to 593 and encodes 136 amino acids. The transcript is spliced from 3 exons. The record is from RefSeq and is a predicted model, not a curated record.
GAUCCUUGUGUAAGUCCAUUAACACAGGGUGCUGGCUGUGCAGCAUAGAUGGAGAUUACAGCAGUAAGACUUUAAUACCCUCAGACGUGCUCGCUGACCUCGCCUCCCCUUCGACACAGACUCGUCUCUCCUCAUCCACUCUCUGGACUCUUGAAGACGCUCUGAUCCGCCAGCCAGCUGCCAUGAAGACGUCUCUCGCCCUGCUGCUGCUCGUCUCUCUGGCCUGCCCCAGUGCUCUUUCAUGUUCUGUCUGUGAAGGCCACGCCCUCAAAUGUCACACCUGUGUGGCAUCUAAUGAGGAUGACUGCAACCGACAGGGCUCCACCUCUUGCCCUCAGUUUGCUGAUGCCUGCUCGACCAUCACAGGAACCAACACCGUCAUGAAGUCGUGCACUUACAAGGCCUUCUGCGACAAGGCUCAUGGCAGCAGCUCUGGAGCCAAAAUGGACUGUUGUUUCGGCGAUGACUGCAACGGGCCCCGCAGAAGCCACAGCCACGGGGCCCACCAGCACAGCAGCACGGAGGCUUUGGCCUCCAGCCCCGUCCUCGUGCUUGCUGUGAUGGUGCUGCGUGUAGCUUUCACUCACCUCUAAACAUCUCUGAUGUUUUCUUCCAUACACCAUUCAACUUCUCAUAUCUGUUGUGUUGUUCAUCUAUUCAUCCAUCCUUUAUUUCCCUGACAGAUGUUUGAUCACUUUGAGUGGCUUUUGUUCAACAAAAGGUACACAGUUUAAAGUGGGUUGGGGUUGGAGUUAUUAAUUUGGGACACAAUCAGUAUAUGUUUCAUGAUUUUUGGAGAUGUGUAUUCUGUCUAGAACAGUGUUAUCCAAAGAGUCACCUUCUGUCACCAGGAACUACAUGGGAGGUUUUCAAAAAAUAAGACAGAAAACUAUUACAAACAUAUAUAAACCUAUAAUACAUUACAGAUACAUAUAAAAUGCACAAUACUGUGCAAAAACAAACAUGAAACAUUACACAAAUGAAACAUACUGGAAAGCUACAAAAUACCUAAUAUUAAAAAACACACACUUUGUCUUAUUUAA